UUUCACUUCUGUAAAAGCUUUUUGGAAUCCCUUUAUGCUCUGAUUUUUCUCAUUCUUGGGGGCAAAGGUUUCUCAGAUUGUCAUUUUUUUAUGUUUAAAGAUUGUUAGGACACAAUGUCUCAAAUAUUGCUUCAUGGGACUCUGCAUGCCACGAUCUUUGAAGUGGAUAACCUCAAGGGUGGCGGGGGAGGUAUCUUUAGCAAGCUUAUGGAGAACAUUGAGGAGACUGUUGGUAUAGGAAAAGGAGUUUCCCAACUAUAUGCAACUAUUGAUUUAGAGAAGUCUAGAGUUGGGAGAACGAGAUUGAUCGAAAAUGAACCCAGCAAUCCUAGGUGGUAUGAGUCUUUUCACAUUUACUGUGCACAUAUGGCAUCAAAUGUAAUAUUCACUGUCAAAGAUGAUAAUCCGAUCGGUGCAACUCUAAUUGGAAGAGCCUACGUGCCGGUUCAUGAUCUCUUGGAAGGUGAUGAAGUGGAUAGGUGGGCUGAGAUAUUGGAUGAAGACAAGAAUCCCAUAACUGAAGGUUCUAAGAUCCAUGUGAAGCUACAGUUUUUUGAUAUUACUCGAGAUCGUAACUGGGCUCAUGGAAUUCAAAGCUCCAAGAAUCCCGGAGUCCCAUACACCUUCUUUGCUCAGAGAACGGGUUGUCAAGUUUCUCUGUUCCAGGAUGCUCAUGUGCCGGACAAUUUUAUUCCUAAGAUCCCCCUGUCUGGAGGAAAGCAUUAUGAGCCCCAAAGAUGUUGGGAAGAUGUUUUUGAAGCAAUCACCAAUGCAAAACAUUUGAUUUACAUCACUGGUUGGUCUGUGUACACUGAGAUUGAAUUAAUACGGGAUUCAAGGAGGCAAAAGUCAGGAGGUGAUACUACCCUUGGUGAGCUGCUCAAGAAGAAAGCAAGCGAAGGUGUUAAAGUUCUUAUGCUUGUUUGGGAUGAUAGAACCUCUGUGGGUCUUCUGAAGAAAGAUGGCUUGAUGGCCACCCAUGACGAAGAGACUUACAACUACUUUCAAGACACAGAAGUGAACUGUGUGUUAUGUCCUCGGAAUCCAGAUGAUGGUGGAAGCAUUGUGCAGAACUUGCAGAUUUCCACCAUGUUUACUCAUCAUCAGAAGAUUGUGGUUGUGGACAGCGCUAUGCCUAGAGGAGGAUCUCAGAAGAGGAGGCUUGUGAGCUUUGUGGGAGGAAUUGAUCUUUGUGAUGGGAGGUAUGAUACUCCUUUCCAUUCACUUUUUAGGACAUUGGAUACAGCCCAUCACGACGAUUUUCAUCAGCCAAAUUUCACUGGAGCUGCAAUCACGAAAGGUGGGCCGAGGGAGCCUUGGCACGACAUUCAUUCUCGGUUGGAAGGACCCAUUGCAUGGGAUGUCUUAUUUAACUUUGAGCAGAGAUGGAGGAAGCAAGGUGGAACGGAUGUGUUACUCCAAAUAAGGGAGCUUGACAAUGUCAUCAUACCACCAUCUCCAGUAAUGUACCCUGAUGACCACGAGACGUGGAAUGUUCAGCUAUUCAGAUCGAUCGACGGUGGGGCUGCAUUUGGAUUCCCUGAAGCCCCUGAAGAGGCAGCCGGAGCAGGUCUGGUUAGUGGGAAGGAUAAUAUAAUCGAUCGAAGCAUUCAGGAUGCAUACAUUCAUGCAAUACGUCGUGCCAAGAAUUUCAUUUACAUAGAAAAUCAGUACUUUCUUGGAUCCUGUUUUGGCUGGGAUUCUGAUGAUAUCAAUAUCCAGGAAAUUGGAGCUCUGCAUCUCAUCCCCAAGGAACUUUCUUUGAAGGUUGUUAGCAAAAUUGAAGCCGGGGAAAGAUUCACCAUCUACGUGGUGGUACCUAUGUGGCCGGAAGGGAUCCCUGAGAGCGCAUCGGUUCAGGCUAUCUUAGAUUGGCAGAGGAGGACAAUCGAGAUGAUGUACAAAGACGUCGUCCAGGCCCUUAGUGCUAAGGGCAUCGAGGAGGAUCCAAGAAAUUACCUGACAUUCUUCUGUCUUGGCAAUAGAGAGGUGAAGAGGAGUGGAGAGUAUGAGCCUUCUGAGACACCAGAAGCAGACUCAGAUUACGCAGAAGCUCAGAAAGCUCGCCGGUUUAUGAUCUAUGUUCACUCCAAGAUGAUGAUUGUUGAUGAUGAAUAUAUAAUAGUUGGAUCGGCCAACAUCAACCAACGAUCGAUGGACGGUGCAAGGGAUUCUGAGAUAGCAAUGGGAGGUUACCAGCCGUAUCAUUUGGCAACCAGGAGGCCAGCGAGGGGUCAAGUCCACGGCUUCAGGAUGGCCUUAUGGUAUGAACACCUUGGCAUGCUGGACGACUCCUUCGUCCAGCCUCAAAGUGAGCAAUGUGUGAGGAAGGUGAAUGAGAUGGCUGACAAGUACUGGGAUCUCUAUGCUAGCGACCAACUCCAGAGCGACCUGCCUGGUCAUCUGCUUCGGUACCCCAUCGGGAUCGCCAGCAGUGGAGCCGUCACCGAGCUGCCUGGACAAGAGUUCUUCCCAGACACCAAAGCUCGAAUACUUGGUGCUAAAUCUGACUACCUCCCACCGAUCCUCACAACCUAAGGUCCACGUACGCCUCAUCCCAAAUGAAAUAAACACGUCGAUUCAUGCAAAUAAUGAGUCAUUUUUUAAGUCGAAAUCUGCAGAUAUCAUGUCACACUUCUACAUUUGUUGCAUGUAGAGUAAAUGAGAACUUGAUGAUGGUUCUUGAAUUAGAAUGUUUUUGACUGACUUGAAGUUUUUAGAUGAUGUGCUGAAUAGGCUUAAAUAAGUUCUCUUCAUGCCUAAAUUUUUUUGCUCAUUGUGUUGCUUGCUAAGGCGUAUGAUUCAUAUGUAGGUUUUGAAGGGAGCUAAUGUUGAUGAUUUUUGCAGACA
Molecule: messenger RNA, 2850 nt
Organism: Sesamum indicum (sesame)
Lineage: Eukaryota; Viridiplantae; Streptophyta; Magnoliopsida; Lamiales; Pedaliaceae
Product: phospholipase D alpha 1
Biological process (GO): phospholipid catabolic process; phosphatidylcholine metabolic process
Cellular component (GO): plasma membrane
Molecular function (GO): calcium ion binding; D-type glycerophospholipase activity
Source: RefSeq, a predicted model, not a curated record